CAAGUCAAGCUACAGCCGCUUCAUUGGGAGAAAUUUCAAGUCUUCCUACAGCCGCUUUAUUGACGGACAUUUCAAUUUCAGCUACAUCCGCUUCAGUAACUGAUAUUUCGAAUCUAGCUACAGCCGCUUUAGGAACGGACACUUCAAGUCUAGCUACAACUGUUUCCGUGGCUGCAGAACAAUCAAAUGUAGAUUCGAAAACCACAGUGGAGGAAGUUUUAAGUCCAGUCACUACCGCAAUAGCUGGAGAAAUACCAACCAAAGAGUCGACAGCGACCGACUCCUCUGUCUACACAAAAUCGGUUUUGUCCCCAACAACCAAAGAAUCAACAUCAGAUACCACUUCCAAUCGCUCUACAACAGAAAGCUCUACAAAUAUUAACAAUGCGUUAAGCAUUUCAACAGCCUCAAGCCCCACUGCUGAAGGUGCUUCUCUAAGUCCAUCGGGUUUGACUGAUUCACCAGCGGACAUUCCAACCGUUUACACCGAGUCAACGGCACUUGAGGUGACGAGUGCUGCUACGGCUGCCUUAUCCGGAAACGUCCAGCCACUGUACGUCACAUCGGCCUUCACCGGAAGACUGGGCAAUCAAAUGUUUAUCUAUGCAGCUCUGAUCGGAAUCGCCCGAGCUCAGAACAGGACGGUUUUCAUCAAGAGCGGGACGGACUUGGAGGCCACGUUUCAAAUUACUCACCUUAACGACAGCAUAGACUCGACCGGGUGAGUGGUUGGGAUAAUUUAAUAUUUUGGAUGUAAUGGGAUUAGGUGAGUUCUUAAGAUAAUUUAAUGUUGUGGAUAUAAUGGGAUUGGAUGAGUGGUUAGGAUAAUGUAACAUUGUGGAUAUAAUGAGAUUGGGGCGAGGAGCAUAGACUCGACCGUGUGACUGGUUAGGAUAAUUUAAUAUUGUGGAUGUAAUUGGGUUGGGGUGAGUGGUUAGGAUAACGAAACAUAGUGGAUGUAAUGAGAUUGGUUGAGGAGUGGUUAGGGUAACGAAACAUAGUGGAUGUAAUGAGACUGGUUGAGGAGUGGUUAGGGUAACGUUACAUUGUGGAUGUAAUGGGAUUGGGUGAGUUGUUAGGUUGAUGUAACUGUGGAUGUGGCAUGGCUUGCUAAAGGGUUUUCUCAAGGUGUACCUCUGAACGAUGAAUGCGAUGAAGCAUUUGGGCAGUGUGCCACUGAACGAUGGCCGAGAUGAAGAAUUUGGGCAGAGCGCCACUGAAUAAUGGCUGCGAUGAAGAAUUUGAGCAGUGGGCCACUGAAUGAUGGCUGCGAUGAAGAAUUUGGACAGUUCGCCACUGAACGAUGGCUGCGAUGAAGAAUUUGGGCAGUUCGCCACCGAACGAUGGCUGCGAUGAAGAAUUUGGGAGCCAUUAAAAUAAAGGGAAUCGUUUAGUAGGUAAUGAACAAUGCAAGUCAAUAUUGUUGAAAGAAAAAAAUUAGGGAAUUCCCCAUUUCCCCUUUUUGUUGAAGACGCCAUGACAAAGUUCAGCUUCAGAGCUUGCCACCAUUUAUUUAUUUAAAGGUGAAGUGUUUAUGUUUUGGAUAAUUAACAAAAAAUAAUAUUUAUGUAUCUUUUUUUUUUCUCCACCCCUGUCCGUUUUGUAGGUGGGAAAAUGAAGCUGAAGCCCAUUAUGCAACCUUUGACCCCAAGUUCAUGAACUUGACCCACGUGAACAAAACCAUUUUCGGAUAUUUCCAGUCAUGGCGCUACUUUCAUCACAAUCAGGACGAGGUCAGGAGAGAGUUCAAGUUCAAGGACGAGGUACUCGAAAAAGCCCAGGAGCACUUGGAGAAAUUCAGAAACGAAAGCGGCGACAAUUUCCUGGUCGGGGUUCACGUGCGGCGCGGGGACUAUCUGGCCGACCACAACGUCAAACUAGGAUACGGCGUGCCGCAGGCCUCGUACUUCCACAACGCCUUCAAAACCAUUCGAGAGCUGUUCCGAGAUAAGAACUUCACCUUCCUGAUAGCGAGCGACGAUCUGACCUGGUGCAAGGAGAACCUCAAAGACCCGGACGUGAGGAUCGUGACCGAGGAGUCGCCCCUGGUCCACUUCGCGGUGCUGGCCAACUGUGAUCACGUGGUGCUGUCCGGAGGGACGUACGGCUGGUGGGCCGCCUGGCUCAGUCCCGGGGUGAAGAUCUACUACAGCAAGUUUGUGGUCAACGGAUCGUGGCUUGAAGACGGCUUCAGCCGAGAGGAUUACUACCCUCCCGGCUGGAUCGGGCUGGAUAACAUGGAUGCACUGAUGGGCCCCGUAUCUGCUUCGGGCCUCGCUCAUUUGUGGGGGAAAAUAAUAAAUGCGAUUUGGGGGUAAAACAUAAAUUGAGCAUUUAAAUUGCAUGGAAUAACUAAAUAACAAAAAAAGUAUAAAAAGUGUGCUGGGCUGGGGACCCCUCUCUCCAAAAGUCACGUUACGGCUAUAUAUAUAUGCAAUCACUUCUUUCAACUAAUAUAUUAGGACAGACCUGUCGUAAGAUAGCUAAAAAAAAGUUUUUGUUCUCAACAUGAAUUAUCCGUCCCUUGUUAAGUAAGUGCUCAAAAUCAAGGAAAAUUUAAAAACAAAAAUAUCCUCACUGCCCGAAAUAAAUUUUAAAUUGUGUAAAGAACCUGCGCACCCCACACCCCCAACAAAUCCCCCCCCCAACCACACACACACACACACGCACACACAACUUGCUAAUUUAUGUUUACAAUUUUAUAAACCUGCUAGGCCAUUUUAAUGAUACAACUCGAGUUAACACUAAUGCAAGGAGGUCUUUGCCUCCCUUCCCCUCCCACCCAAUGAGCACAAACCGGCAUAUUAGGGUUGCGAUGAACGGGGAUGGUUGUGUUACGGACGUCUAUAAUGUAGAGAACGUAAUCUCUUAUGUUACUCUGUGACCCGUGUCAACCAGUACACAACAAAAGACGAUUCCAUUGAUUAAAUACUGUAAUAAAGAAACCACACCUAAACUAGGGCUAAUUGCGAAUAAUAAUUUAUGAAAUUAAUUUAAAAUUACAAAAUCAAAC
Lymnaea stagnalis (great pond snail) is the source of this 3013-nucleotide messenger RNA. NCBI's taxonomy places the organism in Eukaryota, Metazoa, Mollusca, Gastropoda, Lymnaeidae. The record is from the annotation of a GenBank genome assembly.